AUCCUCGAGCAAAUUAAAGUCUGCCUCUGUUCUUGCUCUACUAUUUGUCUCUUCCUCUGUUAUCCUCUGCAAUCAGAAUCAGUUGUACACACUCACAUACCCACCCCUGUAGACUUUCUGGGUAGCUUGUGGGUCCCAGCUGGAAGUCACUCAGACUUGGCAAAGAAUCGUCUUCCUUCUCUGUUGAAUUCAACUCUGCUCUAGCAGUGCCAGUCUAGCUCUACUCAAGGGAUUAGGAGCAGAAAUCGGAGACUUGAGGGACUCACCUGCUACUCAAGAGUCAAGAGUCUACAUUAUCUUGGCUUCACCUCCACCUGUUAGUUGCUGAUCCAGGAGGAGGAGACGACAGCCAUGGCGACGGCGAAGCCCAUCCUGUACAACGCUUGGAUCAGCUCCUGCUCCCACCGUGUUCGCAUCGCGCUAAACCUCAAAGGUGUGGAUUACGAGUAUAAGUCGGUAAAUCCCAGGACAGAUCCAGAUUAUGAAAAAAUCAAUCCAAUCAAAUAUAUUCCAGCAUUAGUAGAUGGGGACAUAGUCGUUUCUGAUUCUCUCGCUAUCUCAUUGUAUUUGGAAGAUAAAUAUCCUGAGCAUCCUCUCCUGCCUAAAGAUCUCAAGAGGAAAGCUCUUAAUCUUCAGAUUGCAAACAUUGUUUGUUCAAGCAUUCAACCUCUUCAAGGCUAUGCCGUUAUUGGUCUGCAUGAGGGUAGGAUGAGCCCAGAUGAGGGCCUUCAUAUUGUUCAAACUUAUAUUGACAAGGGAUUCAGAGCGAUCGAAAAGCUCUUGGAAGGAUGUGAGAGUAAAUAUGCUACUGGAGAUGAUGUCCAAUUGGGAGAUGUGUUUCUUGAACCACAGAUACAUGCUGGCAUAAAUCGCUUCCAAAUCGAUAUGUCGAAGUACCCAAUCUUGGAGAGGCUCCAUGAUGCAUACAUGCAAAAUCCAGCAUUCGAAUCUGCGCUUCCCAAAAAUCAGCCAGACGCACCUUCAUCAUAAGCAUCAAGAUUGUCUGAAUAAUUUGCAUGUCCUUUUGUAAUAAUUUGGAUAGGGAGACACCGCUUCCUCCAUCCUGCAGUACUCUGAGUUAUAAUCUAGCUUACCCUUCUGUCAUGGCUCAAGAGUAAUUAAUUGACACUUUCCCUAAUGAUGCCCAUACUUUGUAUGAAGACCGAAUGCUUCUCAUUCUAAAUAUUAUGGAAAGUACGGUGAUUUUACAUGAGACUA
Molecule: messenger RNA, 1218 nt
Organism: Sorghum bicolor (sorghum)
Lineage: Eukaryota; Viridiplantae; Streptophyta; Magnoliopsida; Poales; Poaceae
Product: glutathione S-transferase
Exons: 9
Coding region: 352-990 (212 amino acids)
Biological process (GO): L-phenylalanine catabolic process; glutathione metabolic process
Cellular component (GO): cytoplasm
Molecular function (GO): maleylacetoacetate isomerase activity; glutathione transferase activity
Source: RefSeq, a predicted model, not a curated record